Moneuplotes crassus is the source of this 1646-nucleotide messenger RNA. NCBI's taxonomy places the organism in Eukaryota, Ciliophora, Spirotrichea, Euplotida, Euplotidae. The record is from the annotation of a GenBank genome assembly.
CCGACUAUAAAAAUGUUAGGACCUAAGAGUAAACUUUCUCUAAACAGAAUCGCUCGAGACAGAAGGAAAACAAGCUUCAAUGGAUUUCCUGCUGGAGGAUUUCCAGGUAAAAAGGACAACUCGAAUGGUUUGUUAUAGGACUCCCAGAGAACACUUUUGGAGUGAGUAUGGAUCAGAGCAGUUAUGAAUUUGGCAAGGGGAAUAACAGCAACUUAGGAGUACUAAAGUCAUUUGGACUCAACCAUAAAGAAUCUGAAAAAUCUUCUGGAAGAGUUCUAACCAAUGGUCUAUUAGACAUUCAAUUGAGGAAUAAAUAAAAGAAGAUCAAGCUUCAUGGCGAAAGGGAAAUCUGUUCAUGGCCUGGGGACUCUUAAGAAAGGAACACUUUAUGGAGGCCAAGGAGGUGGAGCUCCAAGUGGAUUGAGAAGAUCAUUCAUGGGAGGCAGUAACUUGCUCGCUAUGAGGAAAUCUAGCGUUAAUCGAAAGAAUAAUUUAGAUGAAGAUGAUAAUUCUAUUGGGACAGAUUAUUCAGAUGACGAUAACAAAGAUCUAGAAUAUCGCCAGCGGAACAAAGAGCUGUAUAAGACUUUAAAAUAAAAUUGAUGUGUGAGUGAUCCCAGAUCCACGUAUUAAAACUGCUGAUAACUUACCAUACUUUUCCAUCAUCCAGGAGGACAUCCGUGAAAAGGGCGGCAGGAAAGGCGCAGGAGCUGGAACAGGCCGCAAAAAGAAUGGCAAGAAAGAGAACAGAGACUUUGAUAUUGCUCAUUUCAAGUCCAUUGACUUCUUCAGGUUCAUAAAUGCUCAGGCAAUGAUGAAGAAGACUAAGACUAAAAAGUCACCUUCACUUCAAAGGCAUCAUAAAAGCAGCAAAUAUGCAGGAAUCCAUUUGGGGAAGAAUGAAGAGAAAAAGGUUGAAGAGAAAAUAAAGAUAAUUUAUGAGGAAGGAAACGAGCAGAUGAAGAAAAGUCAGCACGAGAAACAACUACUAAGACUGCUAGAGUCAAGCGGAACUGGCACUAGAGGAAUAGGAAGGCUUCCAGAUACUCAAGAUUCAAUGAAACAAGCUCUGAGAGGAGGUGGUAGAUUAAACCUGAGAAAAGAUGUACUUAAAUAACCAGCUUGGAGACAACAAAAUAUUAAAUGAAAAUUUUAUUGGGAGCAAUAUUAGUAUUGAUAGAGGAAUCACAGGAGUUCACCAUUUGUCAAAUGCAAGACCAGAUAGAUCAGCAAUGAGAGGAAUAGUAAUUGAGCAAUUACAGUUAAAUAAAUUAGAAAAACAAAAGAAAAAAGCUAUGGCUAAAACCAUCAAUGUCUCUAUGGACAACAGUAAACUCAACGCUGCCUAUACUCGUGAAAAGAGAAAACUAGAAAUGGAGAUGCUGAAGCUCAAUGAGAAGUUAGGAACAACUGCAAAAAUACUGAACCUAAUUAGAUACGACAAGAGCCCCACCCCAAUGUAUAAGUUCAAAGAAUUUAAGGAUAAAAUUUCCAAGAUAAGGAAAUAUUCAGAAGCCAAGAAGAAAAAUAAGAAGUCAAAGACAAUUCUUGACAAUAAGAAUGCCAAGAAUAAGUACAAUGUGAGCUCUAAUAGCUCUAUUAUCACUGAAGAUAUUGAGAAAAGUAGUAUGGAUGAUACUCUUUAA